Molecule: messenger RNA, 1934 nt
Organism: Coffea arabica (coffee)
Lineage: Eukaryota; Viridiplantae; Streptophyta; Magnoliopsida; Gentianales; Rubiaceae
Biological process (GO): amino acid metabolic process
Cellular component (GO): cytoplasm
Molecular function (GO): aminoacylase activity
Source: RefSeq, a predicted model, not a curated record
CAAGCAUCCCAUGAGAAAAAUUCUAGUGACUAGAAGAAUAUGGUGAUAUAUAUAUAAAGUGUGGCGUGACAACAACUAGAAUAUUAUUGUCCGACCAAAGUGUUGCGUUAGCAGCUGAGGGCUGGUAGAUAGUACAAUACGUUCCCCUUCAGAGUCUUCAGAGUCUUCGCGGCGGCGUGGGGCGGUGGGCGAGGAACUUGGUACGAUAUGAUUACUCUUGCUCGCCUUCUCCUCCUCCUACUCCUCUUCCUGGUACUCUUCCUUUCUUCUUCAGCUAGCAAAGCCGCUUCAGCAGUAUCCCAGGAUGAAGAUUCUUCAUCGGCUUCAUCGAUUAUAUCGAGGUUCCGGCAAUACCUCCAGAUAAACACCGCCCAACCCAAACCCAACUAUCAUGAAGCCGCCGAUUUCUUAAUCUCCCAGGCCAACUCCCUCUCCCUCGAAUCCCAAGUCCUUGAAUUCGUUCAGGGCAAACCACUGGUCCUUCUCAAGUGGCCCGGCAAGAAACCCGCCCUUCCCUCCAUCCUCCUCAACUCCCACACCGACGUCGUUCCCUCCGAGCACCACAAGUGGGCCCACCCUCCCUUUGACGCCCACCUCGACUCCGCCACCGGCAACAUCUACGCCCGCGGCUCCCAGGACAUGAAGUGCGUGGGGAUGCAAUACCUGGAGGCCAUCCGGAAGCUUAAGGCUUCUCCUUCCUUCCGCCAGCCUCUUCGGACCGUCUACCUCUCCUUCGUCCCCGACGAGGAGAUUGGCGGCCACCCCGGCGCCGAGAUGUUCGCCCAUUCCGAAGUUUUCCAGAAGAUGAACGUCGGGGUGGUGCUCGACGAGGGUCUGGCCUCCCCUGAUGAUUUUUACAGGGUUUUCUAUGCUGAAAGGUCACCCAUGUGGCUGGUCAUCAAGGCCACUGGCCCUCCCGGACACGGGGCCAAGCUCUACGACAACAGUGCCAUGGAGAACCUGCUGAAGAGCAUUGAGAGCAUCCGCAGGUUUAGAGCUGCUCAAUUUGAUCUCGUCAAGUCAGGCUCUAGAGCCGAGGGGGAAGUUAUCUCUGUUAAUAUGGCCUUUCUCAAAGCUGGCACUCCUUCCCCCACUGGGUUUGUCAUGAAUCUACAGCCAUCCGAAGCACAGGCAGGUUUUGAUAUCCGAGUCCCUCCAGCGGCAGAUCACUUGUCCUUGGAGAUACGUAUUGCUGAGGAAUGGGCUCCUAGUUCACGUAAUAUGACCUUUGAGCUUGGACAGUUCAAACAAAAGGCAUCUGUGUAUGACAAAUUUGGGAAGCCGAUGUUGACGGCUCAUGAUGGUUCCAAUCCUUGGUGGGGACUGUUAGAAGAAGCUAUAAAAAAUGCUAAUGGAAAAGUUGGAAAGCCAGAAAUAUUUCCUGCUUCAACGGAUGCUCGCUAUUUCCGGGAGCAGGGCUUGCCAGCAAUUGGCUUUUCUCCCAUGGCAAAUACUCCCAUUCUUCUCCAUGACCACAAUGAGUUCUUGAACAAGGACGAAUAUUUGAAAGGGAUUGAUGCAUACGAGUCAAUAAUAAAAGCCUUUGCAUCAUUUGACGAGCGAACAAGUGAUGACGAAUCCAAAGCAGAACUGUAAGGAGAUGGCUGUCGGGAUGUGGGUGGCAAUUUCUGCAUCAACGGUAACAGCGUAUCUGAAUGUGUGGUAUUCCAUUGGUAUUACGUACUUUUUAAGUCAGAAGCAGCAUUAGUGAGCUGGGCAUUUAUUGUCCGAGAGAGGUUGACAUGUCAUGUAGAAUUGCUGAUAUUUUUCCUCAGUCCCACCAACGUACGACUCUGCCGCUUUUUCACUCUUCUUUGUUUAGAUUGAUUUAAACUUUUGCUGUCUGCGGCUACAUGAAUAAGUCCAUGUAUAAAGGAGGAGUGAGGAUGAUUAGUUUACUGGAACAGAUGAAUAUAAUGGCUUGGUUGACUUGA